UGCAGAGAUAAAAGGCGUGCUGGAUUUGACUGUUUUCUGGACUACUGUGAAAUCUGCAGAUAUCUUUUUAGGGCUGAACUCUCAAAAAACGCGUUAAGAGAAGAGCAACCCCCUCGCAUCACAUCACAUCACAGGAGCUGUGUGGCCGAAGCUCAACAGCAGCGCGAGAGCGAAACUCCGUGAAGGAGCGCGCGGAGUAGUGCACAACGUCUAGCCUUUAUUUUGCAUUUCUUGGGCGACGACAGAAUAAGAGAAACGGGGGACAUUUCCUUCGGUGGAUAUCUGACAUGGCGGGUUCCAGCACAGUCUAUGUGUUUGUGGGAUUUGUUCUAGUGUUGCUCGCGCUGGGAAGUGCUUUCCAGAUCACUCAAGGGUCUGCUUAUUCAAUUCUUCAAGGAUUGUCACAGGAUGAUGAUGUCACAGUGGAGCUUUUAAGGACAAGGCGAUGGCUUCUCAUGGAGCCCCUUCGAAUGGAAAGUAACAAAGCCAGUCAAGACAGCUUGACACCUGAGUCUCAGGAUUCACCUGGAACACUGGCUGAUGAUGACGCAGACAAAAGCUCCCAAAUAUUGGAGGACACAGAUCAUAAUUACUAUACCUCAAAGAUUUAUGGUCCCAAUGACCCUAUGAGUAAAGAAUUAUGGGUAAAUAUUGAUCAGAUGGACAAAGAGAAGGUGAAGAUUCAUGGCAUCCUGUCCAACACACACAGACAAGCGGCGCGGGUCAAUCUCUCCUUUGAUUUUCCAUUUUAUGGACACUCUUUGCGAGAGAUCACUGUUGCAACCGGAGGGUUCAUCUACACGGGUGAUGUGGUGCACAGAAUGUUGACAGCCACACAAUAUAUUGCUCCACUCAUGGCAAACUUUGACCCCAGCCUGUCCAGAAACUCAACUGUCAUUUACUUUGACAAUGGAACUGCCUUGGUAGUGCAGUGGGAUCAUGUCCAUCUCCAGGAUUCUUAUAAUCAAGGAAGCUUCACCUUCCAGGCCACGUUACACAGUGAUGGACGAAUUAUCUUUGCCUACAAAGAGGUCCCAAUGCAGAUUGCUAAAAUCAGCUCUGUCAAUCAUCCAGUGAAGGUUGGGCUGUCUGAUGCCUUCGUGGUGGUCCACAAGAUUCAGCAGAUCCCAAAUGUUCGGAGGAAGACUAUCUAUGAGUAUCACAGAGUGGAGCUGCUAAAGACCAAAAUUACUAACAGUACAGCUGUGGAAAUUAUGCCACUUCCCACAUGUAUUCAAUUCACAAGCUGCUCUUCUUGCACAGCGUCACAGAUUAACUUCAAUUGCAGCUGGUGUCACCGACUCAACAGAUGUUCGAGCGGCUUUGAUCGCCAUCGACAGGACUGGGUGGAUAACAGUUGCCCAGAUGAGACAAAGGACAAUACCUGUGACAUCAUCAGCACUACUAAUCUUAACCUUCUAACCACUCCAUCAGUUGCCAAAAUGACAGCAAGGCGCAAAGGAACUACUGAGGGACCAUCCACCCAGGCCACAUCACACAUGCCUACCAGCAUGCCAACUGAAGACGACACCAAGAUUGCACUACAUCUCAAGGACAAUGGAGCUGCUGCAGCAAAAAGUACAGCAGAGAACAGCACACACUCUCUGCACAUGGGUCUGAUCCUUGGGAUGCUUGUGCUGCUACUUGUGAUGGUGGCCAUCGGUCUGGUGACCGUCUACAUCUACCAUCACCCGAGCUCUGCUGCAGGACUCUUUUUCAUUGAGAGACGCCCCAGUCGUUGGCCUGCGAUGAAAUUCCGCCGGGGUUCUGGUCAUCCAGCUUAUGCAGAGGUAGAGCCUGUCGGUCAGGAAAAGGAGGGCUUUAUUGAAUCAGAACAGUGCUGAUGAUUACAACUGUGACUUUUGAAUUCACACACUGCCCAGUGACCUUCUUGAUGUCUAACUGUACAUCCAUACAUCUCAAGUCAUAAGGUUCCACCAACCCUCCAAAUGCAAACCACUGACAAAACUGAAAACAUUGAGGGUAUGGCAUUUAUGAUGAAAAUGGCAAGAUGGUGAUAGCCGCAUACAGAGGACAACUGAAAAAGCCCUUUGCUUUGAUCAGCUGGAUAAAUGAUGAGCCAAAAGCUUCUGCUCUUGACAUGACGUAGGAGCAGCUCUGAUUGUACAGGAAGAGGCUUUAAUCUUUGAACCUCAAGAUGUGUUGUUGAACUGAUGGUUUGAUUCUGAUUUAUUGGGCCUUCAGAGUUUUGUUUUUUUUAAUUGCUUGAUGAAAAUUCCAGAGAUGCACAUUCAUUUAAUACUUGUGUUGGAAAUAUUAUAUAGACAUUUAGAUAUCUUUACAAGGUUUUUUAAAGGGUUUCUUAUAUUUUUUCAGAUGCUUGUUUCUUUAUUCUUUUAUGAUUUCAUCUCUUUGAUUUGAGUUUGGAGAUGUCUGAUGACAUUAGCUACAGAUUAGCUCAGAAAAUACCUAUCAAAGAAAUGCACACUGCAAUUCAAAUACAAUUGGAAAAUGUUCUGUGAACAAACUCUUUUGAUUAUUUUUCAUAGACAUUCCUAAAAUGUAGGACAUUUUUGCACAUAUCCAUUUGAUGCACAUAUUUUGUUACAUUUUUUUCUCAACUUUUGUUACUAAUGCAAAUCAGUCAGGCGCUUAUGAGGUUGUGUGUAUGUGUGUAGAUCUUUGUUUAAAAGUUAGUUUUGGUAAAACUGAGGUAUGUUUUGAUCCCUUCCAUUCUGUGUGGUUGAAACUGAAGUAAUAAAUUAAUUCAGAGGUAAAAGAUGUGGUUUCAUACACAAAGAAUAAUUCAUUACAACCCAAAGCUUAUAAACAUUCAACAUGUUUUUCUAAAUAAUCAUUUCUAUUAUGUUUGAUAAUAUAAGGCACAAUUUAUGGUAGCACUUUAUUUUACAGUACUGUUCUAUAUUUUUGUACUAUAUAAUUACAACAACUAUAGUAAUUACUAGGUACUAACCCAAAACCUAACCCUAAACUUAACCCAUAUUAAGUGCAUGUAGUUAUCUCAUAUUACUUUCUUGGGUAAGUGCACUGUAAGUGUACUGAUAGUACUAGUAUUGUAAAAUAAAGUGCAACUCAUUUUUUGCUUUGAAGGUUCACAACAUUUAUCCCUAUGUAACUCAAUUAAUUAGGGCACAUACUUUUGAGCCUACUUAAAAUCUAUUCAAGUGUUGUGUAUUGACCAAAGAACUGUUAUUACACACAGAGAGGUAUGAGAAAACACUUGUUUAAGCAAUAUCACCUCAAUCCAAGACACAGACCCAGUACACCCAUAUAACUUUUCCACCGGCAUAGUUCGGGUGCGGGUUCAUGGGCUGGUGCGAAUUCUCAAACUGUUCUGCGCAUUUCCACCACAGAAAAGCCAGAAACCUGGUUCUGCACCGGUCCCAAAAGCUUGCUGGUCUCUAUGCAGGAACUGAUUGCAUCAGGGGAUGGAGGGUGUGAUAAUGUUUCGUUACCAGAUAAAGUUUUCCAAAAACAACAACAGUGGCUGCCAUCUGCAGCAAGAAGUACUUCUUCACUCUAACAACAAUAAAAAUAAAAAAAACUCAGUAUUAUCAGACAUCAAAAGCAUUCAGGUAAGAUGACAAAACAAGUGCUUUACUUGCGAUAUGGUAUUUAUGAAGAUCUGAGAUAAACUACAGAGAUUGCAAAGGGAACAAACAGUCUAUGAGAAUGAAGAUACAGAACACAAUGAUGCACGCCAACUUCAAUCAGACAAUUGACCAAAUCAUAAACAAAAUGAAAAACACUUCAGGGAGUGCAUGGAUCAUAAGAUGGACAUAAGUUAAAGCGACAGUGAACGGAGCAAAAGGUUUUUGGAGUCAGACCAGCCUGUUAAAUAACCGGGGUAUUAAAUUCAGCCAGUAAACUCGUGAUAAACAGUGAAUCGCCGGUGUCCUCUACAUCUGAUCUCAGUACGUAUAUUUGCCAACUUCUUUAGCUUUUCUUACACUGUUGUCAUCUUUUUUUGUGCAUUGUUUUGUUCUGUAAGGGGAUUUUUGACCAGCUACUCACUAAGUUUGGAAUAUCCCAAUGUUAAUUAUGAUUCCACUGUAACAGUUUACAGAACUUAACAAGUUAUAAUGUAAUUACAUUACCUGUCAUCUUUAGCAUAGAUGUUGUCUCUGACAGUCUUGUUGAGCAAUGUUAUAAGGAUGGAUUGCAUUACGCCGUAUAUAUAAAUAUGUCCUCAAAAACAAGAUUAAAAGCUGUAUACAAACACACUGUGACAGAAAUGCUUCUGAUGUGGUUACAAAUUAUUUUUAAGUUGCGAGUUAAAUGAAUGCUUACAUCUUAAAAAAGCAUUUCUUUUAUACUGAACAACCAGACAAGAGGAAUGGAUCAUAGUUUGUCUUUUGUAAUUUCAGUAAACCUAUAGGCGCAGUUCCAGAGAGUUUCAUUUAUAAUUUAAGUAUGAUAGGAGUUUUAUGCACCCAUACAAGAAAGAAAAUCUGUAUGUUUUUAACCUCUUAACAGGGUGGCCCACCAGUACCUAUGUUUAAAUUCUGUUUUAUCACUUUCUCCUCUGGAACGACCUGAUUAUUUUCAGCAAAUGUAACAUGAAUGUAUGUAUCUGUGUGUGUGAAAUUGAAUCUGAAUGUCAAUGAAUGAGCACUGAAGAGGAUGCCUAUUAUGUGAAAUGAUCUCAAUAUAUUUGAUGAGUGAUGCCUGCUCUCAAAACUGGGGAAACAUGCAUUUAGUAACCUGCAUUUUUGAUAAUCAUAACUUUGUUGUGCCACGCAUUGAGACAGUGAAAAUACACAAUGCUGUAAUCUGUGUACUCUUGUGUUACUACUGUCAUUUUGAUUAAAGUUGGAAUAAUAAAGUUGU
Molecule: messenger RNA, 4812 nt
Organism: Xyrauchen texanus (razorback sucker)
Lineage: Eukaryota; Metazoa; Chordata; Actinopteri; Cypriniformes; Catostomidae
Product: plexin domain-containing protein 2-like
Exons: 14
Coding region: 288-1844 (518 amino acids)
Source: RefSeq, a predicted model, not a curated record